Molecule: messenger RNA, 4668 nt
Organism: Kogia breviceps (pygmy sperm whale)
Lineage: Eukaryota; Metazoa; Chordata; Mammalia; Artiodactyla; Physeteridae
Gene: PFAS
Product: phosphoribosylformylglycinamidine synthase
Biological process (GO): 'de novo' IMP biosynthetic process
Molecular function (GO): phosphoribosylformylglycinamidine synthase activity
Source: RefSeq, a predicted model, not a curated record
CGGAGGUGUCCCUGAGCACUGGAGCAGUGAAGAAGGCCUCCCAGAGUUGGUGAGACCUGUACUCACCUUGACAAAUGGGAAAGCUUUGGACAGGAUAGGGACAGGCAUAGGCAUUCUAGGAUGGGGCAAAGGAAUGGCGAGGAGGCUAGGCAGGGUUUAGUGAGUAAAGCCAGGGUCCUAUUGAGAAGCACUGGAAUCAGAAGUUGAAAAGUAGCUGGGGAAUAGAUGUGGAGAGCCUUUGGCUGUCAGGCUAAAGGCUUUGGAUUUACCUUGAGCAGGGAGAUAAUAUUUUGAAACAGUGAAGUAGAGGAACUGUCAUUUGACUUCACUGGCCAGCCCCGUCCAGCUCAUCCUUCAGGUUUACGCUUAGAUGCCAUUUCCCUUAGGAAGUCUUUCGCACUCCUAAAGUGCUAGGUUGGUACCCACGGUCCUGUGGCCUUGACCACACUGGACGGGAAAUGUCUGGAUACAUUUAUGCCUCAGUGCCCCCACUGCUUUCCCCCACCACAUCCCUAAUGCUUCCGAAGCCUCAGCUGUCCUUGAAACUUGAAAUCAGUUCAACAGAUAGGCUCUAGUGAAUUGUUAUUUUUUUUCUAACUCAUCUCACCAGCAAAGGACACCUACAGAGAUGUCGCCAGUCCUUCACUUCUAUGUCCGUCCCUCUGGCCACGAGAGGGCAGCCUCUGAAUAUACUCAAAGGAAGCUGCAAGGGGCACUGCCAGAGCUGCAGGGUGUCAAGACCGAGCUGUGCUACAACGUGAACUGGACAGCUGAGUCCUCCCCGAGCGCCGAGGAGAUGAAGAAGCUGACAUGGCUCUUUGGCUGCCCCUUGUUACUGGACGAUGUCGCUCAGGAGUCCUGGCUCCUUCCCGGCUUCACUGACCUGCUGCUGGAGGUCGGGCCCAGGCUGAACUUCUCCACGCCAACUUCCAGCAACAUCGUGUCCGUGUGCCAGGCUGCGGGGCUGGGGGCUGUGGACCGCGUGGAGCCGACCCGGCGCUACCUGCUCUCGUUUGCCCACCCGCCUUCGGCCGAGCUGGAGGCCAUCGCCCUGGCCACCCUGCAUGACCGGAUGACGGAGCAGCACUUCCCCUGCCCCAUCCAGAGCUUCUCCCUGGGGUGCAUCCCAGCACCCCUCGGCGGCCCAAUUGACAUACUGGCUGAGGGCCGCUCUGCCCUGGAGAAAGCCAAUCAGGAGCUAGGUCUGGCCCUAGACUCCUGGGACCUGGAUUUCUACACCAAGCGCUUCCAGGAGCUGCAGCGGAACCCGAGCACUGUGGAGGCCUUCGACUUGGCUCAGUCCAAUAGUGAGCACAGCCGACACUGGUUCUUCAAGGGCCGACUCCACAUAGAUGGGCAGGAGCUAGCACACUCACUGUUUGAGGCCAUCAUGAGCACGCAGGCAUCCUCUCACCCCAACAAUGUCCUCAAGUUCUGUGACAACAGCAGUGCAAUCCAGGGGAAGGAAGUCCAAUUCCUGCGUCCCGAGGACCCCUCACGGCCAAGCUGCUUCCGGCCACGUCGGGGGCUGAGACACGUCGUCUUCACAGCAGAGACCCACAACUUCCCCACAGGAGUAGCCCCCUUCAGCGGUGCGACCACUGGCACAGGGGGCCGGAUCCGAGAUGUCCAGUGCACAGGCCGUGGGGCCCACGUGGUGGCUGGCACUGCUGGCUAUUGCUUCGGAAACCUGCACAUUCCAGGUUACAACAUGCCCUGGGAGGAUCCAAGCUUCCAGUAUCCUGGGAACUUUGCCCGACCCCUGGAGAUUGCCAUCGAGGCCAGUAAUGGGGCUUCUGACUACGGCAACAAGUUUGGAGAACCAGUUCUGGCUGGCUUUGCCCGUUCCUUGGGCCUCCAGCUCCCAGAUGGCCAGCGGCGUGAGUGGAUCAAGCCCAUCAUGUUUAGUGGAGGCAUUGGCUCCAUGGAAGCUGAGCAUGUGAGCAAGGAGCCCCCAGAGCCAGGCAUGGAUGUUGUGAAGGUUGGGGGUCCUGUCUACAGGAUUGGAGUUGGGGGCGGAGCUGCUUCGUCCGUGCAGGUGCAGGGAGACAACGCCAGCGACCUGGACUUUGGGGCUGUGCAGCGGGGAGACCCGGAGAUGGAACAGAAGAUGAACCGUGUGAUCCGGGCUUGUGUGGAGGCCCCCGGGGGAAACCCCAUCUGCAGCCUUCAUGACCAGGGCGCCGGUGGCAAUGGCAACGUCCUGAAGGAGCUGACUGACCCAGCCGGAGCCGUCAUUUAUACCAGCCGCUUCCAGCUCGGGGACCCGACCCUGAACGCCCUGGAAAUCUGGGGGGCCGAGUACCAGGAGUCAAAUGCACUGCUGCUGAGGCCCCCCGACCGGGACUUCCUGAGUCGUGUCAGCGCCCGGGAACGCUGCCCAGCUUGCUCUGUGGGCACCGUCACGGGAGACAGGAGGAUAGUGCUGGUGGAUGAUCGGGAGUGUCCUACGGGCAGGGAUGGCCAGGGGGAUGCCCCCCCAACACCUCCCCCGACCCCUGUGGACCUGGAUCUGGACUGGGUGCUGGGCAAGAUGCCCCGAAAGGAGUUCUUCCUCCAGAGGAGUGUCCCCGUGCUGCGGCCCCUGGCCUUGCCCCCAGGGCUGAGCGUGCGCCAGGCCCUGGCACGGGUCCUCAGGCUGCCUGCGGUGGCCAGCAAGCGCUACCUCACCAGCAAGGUGGACCGCUCCGUGGGCGGCCUGGUGGCACAGCAGCAGUGUGUGGGACCCCUGCAGACCCCUCUGGCAGACGUGGCGGUGGUGGCACUGAGUCACCAGGAGCUCGUAGGGGCUGCCACAGCCCUGGGAGAGCAGCCAGUCAAGAGCCUGCUGGACCCCAAGGUUGCUGCCCGGCUGGCCGUGGCCGAAGCCCUCACCAACCUGGUGUUUGCUCUGGUCACCGACCUCCGGGACGUGAAGUGCAGCGGAAACUGGAUGUGGGCGGCCAAGCUCCAGGGGGAGGGCGCGGCUCUGGCCGACGCCUGUGGGGCUGUGGUGGCCGUGAUGGCGGCCCUGGGUGUGGCAGUGGACGGUGGCAAGGACUCCCUCAGCAUGGCUGCCCGGGUUGGCGCUGAGACCGUGCGGGCUCCUGGGUCGCUGGUCAUCUCCGCCUAUGCUGUCUGUCCAGACAUUACAGCCACUGUGACCCCAGACCUCAAGUGUCCCGGAGGGAGAGGCCACCUGCUCUACGUGCCUCUGAGUCCUGGGCAGCAUCGGCUCGGGGGUACAGCUCUGGCCCAGUGCUUCUCCCAGCUCGGCGAGCAGCCUCCCGACCUGGACAUUCCCGAGAACUUGGUGCGAGCCUUCGGCAUCACCCAGGGGCUGCUGAAAGACCGCCUCCUCUGCUCAGGCCACGAUGUCAGCGACGGAGGUCUCAUCACCUGCCUGCUAGAGAUGGCCUUUGCUGGGAACUGUGGGAUAGAGGUGGCCAUCGCUGCCCCAGGGGUCAACGUGCUGCCUGUACUGUUCGCUGAGGAGCCAGGCUUGGUGCUGGAGGCGCAAGAGCCAGACCUGGCCCGAGUGCUGACACGUUACCGGGAGGCUGGCCUCCACUGCCUGGAGCUGGGCCGCACGGGCAACGCCGGGCCCCACGCCAUGGUCCGGGUAUCAGUGAAUGGGGCUGUCGUUCUGGAGGAGCCCGUUGGGCAGCUACGAGCCCUCUGGGAGGAGACCAGUUUCCAGCUGGAUCGGCUGCAGGCAGAGCCCCGCUGUGUGGCCCAGGAAGAAGUGGGCCUGAGGGAGCGGACGGGGCCCACCUACUGCCUGCCGCCCACCUUUCCCAAAGCUUCCGUGCCUCAUGAGCCUGGUGGUCCCACCCCCCGAGUUGCCAUCUUUCGAGAAGAAGGCAGUAACGGAGACCGGGAGAUGGCCGAUGCCUUCCACCUGGCUGGGUUUGAGGUGUGGGACGUGACCAUGCAGGACCUCUGCUCUGGAGCAGUCAGGCUGGACACGUUCCAAGGCAUGGCCUUCGUGGGUGGCUUCAGCUAUGCGGACGUCCUGGGCUCUGCCAAAGGGUGGGCAGCCGCCGUGACCUUUAACCCCCAGGCCGGGGCUGAGCUGAGGCGCUUCCGGCAGCGGCCAGACACCUUCAGCCUGGGCGUGUGUAACGGCUGCCAGCUGCUGGCCCUGCUGGGCUGGGUGGGAGGCAGUCCUGGUGACGAGGCGGCAGAGACAGGCCACGAGUCCUGGCCGGCCCGGCCUGGCCUCCUGCUGCGCCACAACCGGUCUGGGCGCUUCGAGUCGCGCUGGGCCAGCGUGCGAGUGGGGCCCGGGCCGGCCCUGAUGCUGCGAGGGAUGGAGGGUGCCGUGCUGCCCGUGUGGAGCGCUCACGGGGAAGGUUACAUGGCAUUUUCUUCCCCGGAACUCCAAGCCCAGAUUGAGGCCAGGGGCUUGGCUCCGCUGCACUGGGCAGACGAUGACGGCAACCCCACGGAACAGUACCCCCUGAAUCCCAACGGGUCCCCAGGGGGCGUGGCUGGCGUCUGCUCCCCCGAUGGCCGCCACCUGGCUCUCAUGCCUCACCCCGAGCGGUCUGUGAGGCCUUGGCAGUGGGCCUGGCGACCCCCUCCAUUUGACACUCUGACCACAUCCCCCUGGCUCCAGCUCUUCGUCAAUGCCCGAAACUGGACCCGAGAAGCAGGCUGCUGAGCAGGCCGGGGAGACUCCCCUGG